Loxodonta africana (African savanna elephant) is the source of this 960-nucleotide messenger RNA. RefSeq names its product basic transcription factor 3 (gene BTF3). Bases 76 to 696 code for a protein of 206 amino acids. Lineage: Eukaryota; Metazoa; Chordata; Mammalia; Proboscidea; Elephantidae. The transcript has 6 exons. The record is from RefSeq and is a predicted model, not a curated record. Gene Ontology annotation, cellular component: nascent polypeptide-associated complex; cytosol.
GGAGGACGGGAGCGGGGGCGGGAAGUUCCCGAAAGGAGCAAGACAGGGAGGGACAGGGCUCAGGAGAGGAAGGCGAUGCGACGGACAGGCGCACCCACUCAGUCUGACUCUCGGGGGCGAGGUCGAGCCAGGGGCGGCUGCCCUGGGGUCGAGGCGACGCCGUCUCUUCCUCCACCUCGCGGCGGAACCCGAGGACAGGAGCCUCAGAUGAAAGAAACUAUCAUGAAUCAGGAGAAACUCGCCAAACUGCAGGCACAAGUGCGCAUUGGUGGAAAAGGAACUGCUCGCAGAAAGAAGAAGGUGGUUCAUAGAACAGCUACAGCAGAUGAUAAAAAACUUCAGUUUUCCUUAAAGAAAUUAGGGGUAAACAAUAUCUCUGGUAUCGAAGAGGUGAAUAUGUUUACAAACCAAGGAACAGUGAUCCACUUUAACAAUCCUAAAGUUCAGGCAUCUCUGGCAGCGAACACGUUCACCAUUACCGGCCAUGCUGAGACAAAGCAACUGACAGAAAUGCUACCCAGUAUCUUAAACCAGCUCGGUGCAGACAGUCUGACUAGUUUAAGAAGGCUGGCUGAAGCUCUGCCCAAACAAUCUGUGGACGGAAAAGCACCACUUGCUACUGGAGAGGAUGAUGAUGAUGAAGUUCCAGAUCUUGUGGAGAAUUUCGAUGAGGCUUCCAAGAAUGAGGCAAACUGAUUUGAGUCAACUUCUGAAGAAGAUAAAACUUGAAGAAGUUACUUGGAGCUGCUAUUUUAUAUUAUGACUGCUUUUUAAAAUUGUUUCGUUUAUGGAUCUGAUAAAAUCUAGAUCUCUAAUAUUUUUAAGCCCAAGCCUUUUGGACAUUGCAGCUCUUUUCAGUUUUUGCUUAUACAUAAUUCAUUCUUUGCAGCCAAUUAAGCUGAACAAGCCUGGGAAUAAAAUUUGAAACAAAGAUUAAUUAAUAAAGUUCUUUGCCUAGUA